This is a messenger RNA of Centruroides sculpturatus (bark scorpion), 646 nucleotides long. Its product is annotated as nuclear envelope phosphatase-regulatory subunit 1-like. The coding region runs from base 131 to 511 and encodes 126 amino acids. Lineage: Eukaryota; Metazoa; Arthropoda; Arachnida; Scorpiones; Buthidae. The record is from RefSeq and is a predicted model, not a curated record. Gene Ontology annotation, cellular component: Nem1-Spo7 phosphatase complex; cytoplasm. The transcript is spliced from 6 exons.
CAGAGGGCGCUAUAAGAGUUUCUAAUUAAUGGGAAGUGCAGAAAGGAUCGUGUCCUUGAAAGUUUAUAAAUAUAUUUCUUUAAAAAUUAAAAUUAUACAUUUCAUAUAUAUGUAAAAGCGAAAUAUAGUUAUGUCUGUUGAACAAACAACAUGUGAGGAUCUAAAAGCAUUUGAAAGAAGACUUACUGAAGUAAUUGGUUAUCUACAGCCUCAGGCAAAAAGAUGGAGAAUUGUUCUUGCUGUAUGUGCAUCCUUCACUUUGAUUGGAGCGGGAUUAUGGUUAAUGGAUCCUCACACUUCUCAAGUCGGCUUGCUAGAGUCUUUACUGAAUCACUUGUUUUUUACCAUCAGUAGCAUCAUAUUGAUCAUACUUUUUCUAAUGGGCAUUCAUAAAAGAGUAGUGGCUCCAUCAAUAAUUGUUUCAAGAGUGAGGCAAGUUUUGGGAGAUUUCAACAUGUCUUGUGAUGAUAAUGGAAGACUGAUUCUGAAACCAAGACCAACAACAUCCUGACGACAAGUGUAAGGAAGCCUACCUUCAUUUCAAAAUGAAUAUUUUUAUAAAUUAAAAUGCAUAAAUUGGAGGCUUCCUUGCAUAAAACAUAUACAUAUAUAUAAAUAAAAAUAUUGUAAUUCUUUUAAGCAAAAU